This is a messenger RNA of Limanda limanda (common dab), 4004 nucleotides long. Its product is annotated as TRPM8 channel-associated factor homolog. Lineage: Eukaryota; Metazoa; Chordata; Actinopteri; Pleuronectiformes; Pleuronectidae. The coding region runs from base 927 to 3677 and encodes 916 amino acids. The transcript is spliced from 13 exons. The record is from RefSeq and is a predicted model, not a curated record.
AAAGACACAAGGCCUUAAUGAGACAGUCAACUCGGGAGUCUAACCCAGAGGGAUGAUGCUUUUCUAAUCUCAGUGAGCCUGAGUGGGAGGAAUCGGAUUCUUCCUCGUAGUUAUAAUGUGUCAGAGGAACAGAAAAAUGAUUAACUUGUUUGAAUUAAAGCUAUUCCUUCCAACCAUUAGAGCCCUUUGCAUUCAGAUGACGACCAGCAGCGUCAGUUUGCAUUCUGAUGGGAUCCUCCUCACCCUGGUGCCUGGAGCAUGCCUUGUCGGUGACUCCGGUGUCCGGUCCCCGGCCCAGAAGCACAGCCCGGCCAUCCAGCAGCGGGACCCGAGCCCCGGAGGCUCCGACCAGCGUGCACGACAUCCGGGCGACCGCAGCGGCUCCGCGUUCAGCCUGACGGGGGCCCGGACUCACACUGUUAAUCACUUUAAUCACUGAAUGUGUUAUGAAUAUAAAUAUAAUCAGAGUUACUACUUUAUGAUCACUACUUCUUCCGUCAAAGCGGGGAUUCGUUUAAGCGGUGUGCCCGCGGUCCAUUUGAAAAAUACACUCGACCUGAAACCGGCCCAGCUCGAUGGUUCCGCUCUUACUUUUCCGGUAUUCCUUGUAUAAUUUACUCUUCAGCACAGUCUGACAGCGACUGACAUCUCUGUGCGACGAAUGUAAAAGAUACCGACUUGGUAAAGUAGUUGUUUUAUUUAUUUAGUUUUUGUAAAUAAAUGUUAUUACUUGUACAUGUUGAGGAUUUCCGGGUUUGACGUAGCAUCGAACAGGAACGCUUUAAAGAGGAAACAUCCAGUGUGAGGAAAACAGGACAAGAUGAUAUAUGUUGCAUGAGAGUGGCUCUCUUGAAAACCGUCUGAUGUCUGGAGCAGUCUGAUUAUACAAGCAGAAACUUUUUUACAGAGCAUCAAACUUUCUCACCAUGUCCAACCAGCCCAACCAAAACCACCAUGAAGGGGCCUACAUGUCUCUGAUGAGAGGCUUGAGAGAGCUGGACCUCCGUGGCCAAAGUGUUCCCAGUGACCUGGUUCUGACUGGAGACCAUGCCUUUCCUUUGGCUAUGAACAGCAAAGGCCAGGUCAUGAUUGCUGCGUCUCUGUACGGCAGUGGAAGGGUUGUAGUUCUGGGUCAUGAGAGUUACCUGUCGACCCUCCCAGCUCUUGUAGAGAAUGCUCUGAUCUGGCUGAGAGGAGAUGGAUCCGACAACCUGUCUGUAGGGGUCCAUAAAAAUGUCAUGUCAGUCGCCAAUAACCUCAGCAAAUCCAGCUUCCAAGCCAAAGUGGUGGGGGACUUUAGUGAUAAUCUGGGGGUUGGUGUGUAUGUGACAGAUGCCUACAGUGUGGGUGCACACAAGAAGGAUCUUGUUGCAUUUAUGAAAGCUGGAGGAGGAGUGUUAAUAGCAGGUCAGGCGUGGAGCUGGGCUGCAAGUCACCCAAAAGAGAACACACUGCUUCUGUUUGAAGGGAACAAGGUUUCUGGUGUGGCAGGGAUCUACUUCUCUGAUCAUCAGGCUGAGGCAGAGUACCUGCCUGUCUAUCCUAAAAUCCCAUCCUCCUGGAUGGCUGUAGUAAACGGAAAGGAUUUUGAGGAUGACUUAGAGUUCUUACUCAAGGGGGUUUCAGAGUUCGACAUCCAAGAGGGAGCAUUACUUUCGGAGGUUCUGGUCCAUGGCCCUCUAGCCUUUCCCAUUGGGACCACAGCGAAUGGAAACGCGUUCCUGGCAGGAGCCUACUAUGGACAGGGACGGGUUAUUUUGAUUUCACAUGAAGGAAUUCUUUCACGAGAGCCAAUGACGCAAUUUUGGAGUAAUGCCGUUCACUGGUUGGAUGAAGGCCGGAAUGGGGUCGUUGGGGUAUUGCAGGAACCAGCCUUAGGAACCCUCAGCAAGUCAGGGUUAAAGUGUGAGAAGACAAACUUCAGGAAAGACCUGAGUGUAUUCGUGUGCAACGCAUACAGCGAAGAUCACAUGGAGGAUAUCCAGAACUUUGUGGCAGAGGGAGGAGGCCUUCUGAUUGGUGGACAUGCCUGGUACUGGGCACAGACAAACUGGCAACAAAACGUGUUAACAGAAUUCGCAGGGAACAAGAUCCUGACUAAAAUGGGCUUGAGCCUGUUGGGAGCAACGAUCGGAGGUGGUGUAUACAAGGCCCCUAUACCCAGCCAGGCCAUCAAAGACACCUACCACUUCCGCCACCUUCUAAACCGCUUUGCUGGACAUGUCAACACAGGAUCAGAACUUACGAAGCGCGAAGAGGAAUGUCUGAAAAAGCUGGGCACGGACUGUUCCACCUACUUGACCAUGAAGGCCCAUGACUGCUCCUUCUAUGCACAGCUCCUGUCCGCCCUCACUGAUAUCAUGGUGAGGGUGGGCAUGCCACAGGUGUCUGACACCUGUCCUGUGAAUAAGCCCAAAGACCACCUGCUCCUCAAUGUGGGCUCAGAGUUAUAUAAGGUUUGCCCAAAUCCAGAUGCUCUCCUGCCUUACCUCAUUAAGGAUAAUCCUUUGAUGCCAGUUAUCUAUAACCACAGGAUCCAGAUCAGCGUUAACACAACAGACUGGGAGUGGAUCAGUACAGGUCUCUACCUCGCUCCUGGUAUGAAGACCUACAUUGCCAUACCAGCAGACAUGGUCAACAAAGGAUGGAAGAUCCAGAUAGGCUGUCAAACAGACAGACUGAAUCAUGCAGAGUUGAAGAGAGCACCAAGUGUUCAUGAACAAUUUCCCAUAACCACAGAGAUGAUGCAGGUGCACAACCUCUGGGGUGGACUCCUCUACGUGGUGGCCCCUGCCAAAGCACAACUGCAGGGUCAGAUCAUAGUGCAGAUGGCUGUAGCUGCGCCCUAUUACAAAUUUGGUGUGACAACAGCAGCAGAGUGGUCCAUGUUGCGCAGUGCUCCCUCACCCUGGGCCGAGUUGGAGUUUGAAAACAUCAUCCUUACCGUGCCAUCAAAUGUGGUUUGGGACCUGGAUCGCCCUGACGAGUUGGCGGCGCUAUGGAAUAAAAUGAUGAGGGCCAUUGCUGACCUGGCUGCAAAACCACACAAAUUUCCCCGCAAAGAUCGCUUUGUAGCAGACGUGCAGAUUUCCCAUGGUUGGAUGCAUGCAGGUUACCCUGUGAUGAUACACAGCAGUGUUGCGGCUGAACUGGUCAGUGUUGACCAUAUCAGGAAUGUAGGAAUAUGGGGGCUCAUCCAUGAACUGGGACACAACCAGCAAAGAGGCUGCUGGGAGUUCCCACCCAACACCACUGAGUGUACAUGCAACCUCUGGUCAGUGUAUGUGCAUGAAGAGGUGCUUGGGAUCGACAGAGCAAAGGCACACCCAAAUAUGACUUUAGAAAACCGAAACCAUCGAGCAAAAGAGUUUGGUAAGGGGGACAGGCAACUCAUCAAAUGGGACAUGUGGGUGGCCCUGGAGACAUAUAUGCAGCUCCAGGAUAAGUUUGGCUGGGAUGCCUUUAAGAAGGUGUUUGCUGCCUACCACACGAUGAGCGACUUUCCCAAUGACAACAAAGGAAAGAUGAACCUGUACGCUGAGACUUUCUCCCGGACAGUGGAGAUGAACCUGACUGGAUUCUUCAAGAGCUGGGGUUGGCCCAUCGAACCAGCCACAGAAGAGAAACUCUCCAACCUGCCCUCUUGGAGUGACAACCCCAUGGUCCAGUAUGACUGAGCUGCAGUAUGAUGCUGAUUGAAGUGCAGAGAGAUGGGUCCUAAGAGUAUGAAUCUUUGGGUAUUUAGGAGGAAAUAUCAUUAACUGACUUUGUUUUCUUUAUUGUUUUUGAUGUAUUUGACCAUGUCUCUUAUACUAUUUUAAAAGAGAAAGAAGUUUUAUAGCUGACGAUAUAUUUACAGUCUCUUUAUUAAGCAGCUCUUGGGUGAAUUAGUUUGGUUCAUCUGAACCUCUUACUGAGUAACAAUAAGUCAGUCUGACUAAAUGAGAUGGUCCUUCUCUCAAACUGGAUUUAAUGUAAAAAAUAAACUUUUCAAGUUUAUACAA